Messenger RNA from Carassius gibelio (silver crucian carp), 1087 nucleotides. RefSeq names its product neurogranin-like. Gene Ontology annotation, biological process: regulation of growth. The transcript has 3 exons. Gene Ontology annotation, molecular function: calmodulin binding. Bases 143 to 406 code for a protein of 87 amino acids. The record is from RefSeq and is a predicted model, not a curated record. NCBI's taxonomy places the organism in Eukaryota, Metazoa, Chordata, Actinopteri, Cypriniformes, Cyprinidae.
CACCACAAGGCUCUGAAUUAUAAGGAUAGUUGGAGGAGAGGCGUAUUCGACCAAGGCAUUUGCCCUGUGAGGAUCUUCCACUCUGUUGCACUUGCAGUAGACGAGACGAGACCACGUUUAUAAGCGUCUGUAAUUGCGCGUCAUGGAUUGUCAUAUCGAGGAAUGCAACCAGCCACAGGAGGAAGAGGACAUCAUGGACAUCCCAUUGGAUGACCCAGAGGCCAAUAAGGCGGCUGCCAAAAUCCAGGCUGGAUUUCGUGGUCAUAUGACCCGGAAGAAGAUGAAACCUGGUGAAAAGCCCAAUGAGGAGGUGAGCAGCAGUGGUGAGGCCCUCAACGGCAGCCAAGGGGACUCAGGUGGAACAGACGGAGUAGAGACAGAUGCUACAUCUGGACCAGAGCAGUGAAGACCCUUCUCAAGGUUGACGGCUUAUAGGACACUUUCUCCAGGGAUUUAUUAUUAUUAUUAUUAUUAUGUCAAGUAAUGUGUGAACUCUUUCUCUAUUUUCUGCUUCUUAUCCAGUCUGGGUGAAUAUCUGCUCCAGCAUGCUUUUGCAUCCCACAAAACGCAUCUGUAUAUUGUAUAUCUGAUAUUUGUAUAAAUUGAAGACCGGAUGGCAUUGAAUUUAAUACAGCCUUCUUCAUUCAAACAGUGAAGUAGACUUCAAAUAAUGCAUCAUGAUUGAGUUUUAUUAUUUUUUGUUGCUUGAUAGUCCUUUGGUAGUGUUUAUCAUUGCCUUGAUUUGACCAUGUAGCCACGAUCACAUUCAGAAGUGAAAUUUGUUUAUCGAUCAUGAAAAAGAAUGUAAUCAGUUGUUUAUUACGGUGUUGACUGAUUUGUUUGGUUUGCUACCUGUAAUAUGUAAUAUGUUGAAAAUGAAAUCAGAGCUUCCAGUGCAGCAUAUGGCAUGGCAAGAUUGACUGUCUUUUUUGUAAAAUUAUAAUCUUUUAAGGUAGUGCAUAAUAUCAUUAGAAAUAUAGAAAUUGAGUUGUGAAAGCUUAAUGAUGAUAACCAAGAUCACCUUGCAUGUUGACAUCAGCAUCAAGCUCUGUAUCAAUUGAAAAGCAAAUAAAAACUCAAAAAUGUG